Messenger RNA from Aspergillus welwitschiae, 406 nucleotides. RefSeq lists its product as uncharacterized. Bases 112 to 357 code for a protein of 81 amino acids. The transcript has a single exon. NCBI's taxonomy places the organism in Eukaryota, Fungi, Ascomycota, Eurotiomycetes, Eurotiales, Aspergillaceae. The record is from RefSeq and is a predicted model, not a curated record.
CACACAUUUGCCAAUAUUCCAAUCAAGGACAUUUGACUCACCAAGAAACUUUUCAUUCACCCUUCAGAGACGGGAGCUUCCCGGCAUCGCUGGGAGUGGAGUGUGGGCCUAAUGAAUUUGGAAUCAAACCAAGGGGAGCAACCAGAAGCUGUCGAGGUCGAGUGGGACAAAGUGGAGGGGAAUUCCGCCGACGAAAAGGUGGGUCAAGUUAUCCCGACAGACUGGAUACUGCGGUACCUCCGUCUGCUCUUGAUUGAUUAUCGCUUCUCUUUUUCUUUUUUCUUUUUUUUUUUUCUUUUUAAUUUCCUCUUUUUGCUAUUUCUCUUCCCCGAGUCACAGAACUGGUGGAUGAACUGAAAUUCAGGCCCAAAAAGGGCCGGGAGAAGAGGGAGGCACGCGUCUCUCA